UUGACAUCGGUCCACUGGUGCACAUCAUCACUCAUUAUCAGGUGCGAUGAGAAAGUGCCGAAAAAUGUAUUGGCAAAAUGUGACGCGUGCAUAGAUAGUCCAUGCAAGAAUUCCGCCACAUGUGAAACAAAGGGCGGAAGAGGAUUUUUAUGCAAGUGUUUGGCAGGAUAUCAUGGAAAGUACUGCGAGGAUCAGAUUGAUGCAUGUUACGGCGAGCCAUGCUUGAAUGGCGCUACUUGCAAGGUAUCAGCUCAGCUUAGUUGCUUAUGCUGUCAAGAUGGGCGUUUCACGUGUCACUGCCCGAGAGGAUUUGAGGGUCAGCGUUGCGAGCAAAAUAUCGACGACUGCGCACAUAAUAAGUGCCAGAAUGGUGCAACAUGUGUUGACCUAAUAAAUACGUACGAGUGUAAAUGUCCGCCCUUACACAUUGGACAAUUCUGCGAGGAGAAAGUGGAAUUUUGUUCCAAGAAACUGAAUCCAUGUGGAAAUGGUGGAAAGUGCACUCGCCAGGCUGACUCUUACAGGUUAUUUCAUGAAUUUGUUGUAGUUCCGGCUCCUUAGAU
Molecule: messenger RNA, 563 nt
Organism: Gongylonema pulchrum
Lineage: Eukaryota; Metazoa; Nematoda; Chromadorea; Rhabditida; Gongylonematidae
Source: the annotation of a GenBank genome assembly